AUGCGCGAAGAAGAAGAAAUCCGAAGAAAAGAACACCAGAAGAAGAUGUUGGAACUUGAGAGAAAGCGACGGGAGCUAGAAGAUGCCGCAAAAAAGGCCAGCGUGAAGGAUGAACAACAUCACAAAAAAGUUGAAAGCCUUAUUCAAGUUCUAUCGGAUUACAAAGAAUUGAAUGAACAAAAGGACGCAGAAAACAGAAGAAUGACUGAGGAAUUUAUGGCUGAGAAGGAGAAGAUCGAACGGGAAAAGGAUAAGCUCAUCGAAGAAAAAAAUAAAACUUUGAAAGAAAAGGACGAGUACUUCCAAGAGUACAAGCAAGCUAGAGAUGAGAAAGAAGACCAGGAACGUCGAAGAAAUGAUGAUAUUCGAUAUUUUGAAAAAAUUCUCCGUAAAAUGCAGUCUAUGGUGACGAAGCAAAUGGCCCUCAACCGUGACGACGAGAACAUCGUAGACUUAUGCCUAGAAGUCAAUAAAAUUGUUGAUUCCUACGAAGGGCCCGAUGACAUGCAUAGAGUUGAGGAUAGCAUGCGAAACCUUGGAAGGACACUUGAUUUCGAAGAUAAGGAAUAA
Molecule: messenger RNA, 570 nt
Organism: Oikopleura dioica
Lineage: Eukaryota; Metazoa; Chordata; Appendicularia; Copelata; Oikopleuridae
Source: the annotation of a GenBank genome assembly